AUGGCUCUUAUGGCCAGCGCUCCGUCAGUGCAGAAGGCGAAGCAAUUGCGGUCCCUUGUGCGGCUCCUUGCCAAUACAGCAGAGGUGGUCAUCAAGGAAUGGGAGAUUGAGGAACAGACCCCUCCAGCAGAACGAUCACAUCUGCCGUCGCCUACGUUGUUUGAGGCGCGCCGCACUUUCAUCGGGGCAUAUGGCAUGGGCAUCGACCUUGUACACGAUCCCGUCGUCCGGAUGACCGAAGUGAUAAACUCCUACUUCAAUUCGCGAGCUUUGCGUAUUGCUGCAGAAUCACGGAUCGCCGAUGUCCUGGACGGCGCCGAUCCGGAAGAAGGCAUCUCAAUCCAAGAUAUCAGUCGACAGGUUGGUAUCGAUGCGCAGAGUCUAGGGCGCGUCCUACGCUGUCUUUGCACCAUCCACAUCUUCGCCGAGGUGAAGGAUAACUAUUAUGUGAACAAUGCAGCCAGCCAACGUCUUGUCCGCAACGAGCCCUUGAGGUGCUGGUUGUUGAUGCAGUGCACGGAGGUAUAUACGGCCUCGGAUAAAUUGCCAACAGUCCUAUACGGUUCGUUCGACAAGCCUUCACGAAAAUCCGCUUUCCAGGAGGCCUAUGCGACAGAUAAAGACUUCUGGGAAUGGCUUGAGCAGAUGGUCGAACUUCCAGACGGAGCCGUCGCCCCUCGGCCAGAGCGAGAGAUAUGGAGAACUGGCAUAUGGGAGUUUGGCGCAGGGCCUGUUUCGGCCCCUGCGGUGUGCGAUGACUUUCCUUGGAAAUCACUUGGAUCGAGCGUGGUUGUCGACGUCGGAGCGGGUAUCGGUGGAAUGAGCAUGGAGUUAGCGAAGCGGUACCCAUUGUUAAGAUUUAUCGUUCAAGACCGCGCAAUGGUCAUUCAAGAAGCUGCGGCUGUCUGGCAGAAGGAACUUCCGGAAGCGUUGUCAUCAGGUCACGAUUGGGAAGAUGAUGUCUGUGUCACAAUUCUCUCGCUUCUUCGCAAGGCAAUGGGCCUCCACUCGCGCAUCCUGAUAGCAGGCAAUGUCAUGCAAACCACAGUGGACUCCAGCUACCUGAAGUCAGCGCCGUCGCCGCUGCCAGCGAAUUACGGAUAUGGAAAUUCGUUCGCGAACAUGCACGACUUGUACAUGUUCACAAUGGUUAAGGGAGGAGAGCGCACCGUAGAGGAGUUUAGCAUACUAGCGGCGCGGUCAGGAUUACAAAUGACGAAGGUAUACGAGUGUCGCGGGCUGAGCUCUAUUACGGAGAUGAGAAGAGAUGAUUAUGCGGAGUAG
Molecule: messenger RNA, 1284 nt
Organism: Laetiporus sulphureus 93-53
Lineage: Eukaryota; Fungi; Basidiomycota; Agaricomycetes; Polyporales; Laetiporaceae
Product: S-adenosyl-L-methionine-dependent methyltransferase
Exons: 6
Coding region: 1-1284 (427 amino acids)
Molecular function (GO): O-methyltransferase activity
Source: RefSeq, a predicted model, not a curated record